UUUGCGUUGUUCAGCGUUUUGGGGGACAUCUGAUGCUCAGAGGGAAGGAUUUGCCGGUAGGAGCAGCAGAGCCAUGGGGAACGGACGCUCAUUCAGCGCCUUUGAUCGGGAGGUCACGGCACUGGCAGCAAUGUGCUGCCCAGCGCAUUUCAGGAGCCAUCUGACGGACCGCGGGCUUCUGGAAAAGUCACGGGAAUGGGCGCUGUGUGGGUGAGGCUGUCGCAGCGUUGCAGGUGCAGUAAGCCCGCAGGAGCCCUGGCGGGACUCCACAGGCCGUACACCCAUCCGUGUGCAUGCCUGCGUGUGUGAGUGUGCUCCAUGGGCGCCUCGAGCGCGGCUCCCCAUGGCCGGCCAGCGGGACUACAGCUCCCAGCGGCUCCCGCCCACAUCCCGCGCCUGCGCACGCAGUCUCUCGGGCGGAGGUGGCCCCCUGUUCUUUGAGCGCGAACCCGGCUGCGGCAGGACUACAUCUCCCAGCGGCCCCCGCGCACAUCCCGCGCCUGCGCAACCGGAGACGGCCCGGCCGCACUCCGCCGUUGUCGCCGUCGGUGGGUGGGUGGGGGAAGGGAGCGAGCGGGAGGAGGAGGAGGGAGGGGGGGGAGAGUUGAGAGUUCACCCGCCGCCGUCGCUGCCAGGCCGGACUCAUGAUUCCCAUAUGCCCGGUAGUUUCGUUCACCUAUGUGCCCAGCCGGCUGGGGGAAGAUGCCAAAAUGGCCACCGGCAACUACUUUGGAUUCACCCACAGCGGGGCUGCUGCCCAGUACAGCCAGCAGCCAGCUUCGGGUGUAGCCUAUUCCCAUCCAACCACAGUUGCCAGCUACACUGUGCACCAGGCCCCGGUGGCGGCACACACGGUCACUGCAGCCUAUGCCCCGGCCGCAGCCACGGUGGCGGUGGCCAGGCCUGCCCCGGUGGCUGUGGCAGCUGCUGCCACGGCUGCUGCCUACGGUGGCUAUCCCACAGCACACACAGCUACAGACUAUGGCUACACACAGCGGCAACAAGAAGCUCCACCACCACCACCUCCUGUCACCACGCAGAAUUACCAGGAUUCCUACUCUUAUGUUAGAUCCACUGCCCCGGCUGUGGCGUACGACAGCAAACAAUAUUAUCAGCAGCCAACCGCGACUGCGGCGGCCGUGGCUGCUGCUGCCCAGCCACAGCCCUCAGUGGCUGAGUCCUACUACCAGACAGCUCCAAAAGCAGGAUAUAGCCAAGGGGCAACUCAGUACACCCAAGCCCAGCAAACGCGGCAAGUGACAGCUAUAAAACCUGCAACCCCGAGUCCAGCAACAACGACAUUUUCCAUAUAUCCGGUGUCCUCGACUGUGCAGCCAGUGGCAGCUGCAGCCACUGUUGUUCCAUCCUAUACUCAGAGUGCGACGUACAGCACAACAGCAGUAACUUACUCUGGUACCUCCUAUUCUGGCUAUGAAGCUGCAGUGUAUUCAGCUGCAUCAUCCUAUUACCAACAGCAGCAGCAGCAACAACAGAAACAGGCGGCAGCAGCAGCUGCUGCUGCUGCUGCAACAGCUGCUUGGACAGGGACCACCUUUACUAAAAAGGCACCAUUCCAAAAUAAGCAACUGAAACCAAAACAGCCUCCCAAACCACCCCAGAUCCACUACUGUGACGUUUGCAAGAUCAGCUGUGCUGGACCACAGACUUACAAAGAACACUUAGAAGGCCAGAAACACAAAAAGAAAGAAGCAGCAUUAAAAGCUUCCCAGAACACCACCAACAACAGUACUUCUGCUCGUGGAACUCAGAAUCAGUUGCGCUGUGAGCUCUGUGAUGUGUCUUGUACCGGGGCAGAUGCUUAUGCUGCCCAUAUCCGUGGAGCCAAGCAUCAGAAAGUAGUAAAGUUGCAUACAAAACUUGGCAAACCCAUUCCUUCGACUGAACCAAAUGUGGUUACCCAAGCUACUUCCUCAACAUCCACAUCUGCUUCCAAGCCAACGGCCUCUGCUUCAAAUAUAGCAACUAGCAGCAGUACAGUGAACUCCUCUGUUGCGUCUUCUGCAGUGAAAGUUCUUACUCCCACGGCAAACACACCACUUAACACUGCAUCCAACAACAAAACAUCUUCAACCGCUGCUAACAUAGCUGUAAAGAAAAUAUCUACACCGAAAAUAAACUUUGUUGGCAAGUACAGAAGUGGUAAUAAGCUUCAGACAACAGGAAGUAAAAUGGAAGAAAUGAAAUCAGCAGAAAGUGUUAAAACACCUCCUGCUGCUACAGUGCAAACACAGGAAGUAAAACCUGACACAGCAGCUGAACCAGUGACUCCCACAACUCUUGCUGCCUUGCAAAGUGAUGUCCAACCAGUGGGCCAUGACUAUGUGGAGGAGGUAAGGAAUGAUGAAGGAAAGGUGAUUCGCUUUCACUGUAAACUCUGUGAAUGCAGUUUCAAUGAUCCUAAUGCCAAGGAGAUGCAUUUGAAAGGGCGGCGGCACAGACUUCAGUACAAGAAAAAAGUAAACCCAGACUUACAAGUAGAAGUGAAGCCCAGUAUUCGAGCAAGAAAAAUUCAAGAAGAAAAGAUGAGGAAACAGAUGCAGAAAGAAGAAUACUGGAGAAGGCGAGAAGAGGAGGAACGCUGGAGGAUGGAAAUGAGACGAUACGAAGAGGACAUGUACUGGAGGAGAAUGGAGGAAGAACAGCAUCACUGGGAUGACCGUCGCAGAAUACCAGAUGGAGGAUAUCCUCAUGGCCCUCCAGGACCACUAGGUCUGCUGGGAGUUAGACCUGGAAUGCCUCCUCAACCCCAAGGACCAGCACCUCUGCGCCGCCCUGACUCCUCUGAUGACCGCUAUGUGAUGACCAAGCAUGCUGCUAUAUAUCCAACUGAGGAGGAACUUCAGGCAGUCCAAAAAAUUGUUUCUAUUACUGAGCGUGCUUUGAAGCUGGUUUCUGACAGCAUGACUGAUCAUGAAAAAAGCAAGAACAAAGAGGGAGAUGACAAAAAGGAUGGCAGUAAAGACAGAGCUUUGAAAGGCGUUUUACGGGUGGGCGUUUUGGCUAAAGGUUUGCUGCUCCGUGGAGACCGAAAUGUCAAUCUUGUUUUGUUGUGUGCUGAGAAGCCCUCCAAGACAUUACUCAGUCGUAUUGCUGAAAGCCUCCCUAAGCAACUUGCAGUAAUAAGUCCAGAGAAAUACGAUAUCAAGUGUGCAGUCCCAGAAGCAGCAAUAAUUUUAAAUUCGUGUGUGGAACCCAAAAUGCAAGUUACAAUCACACUGACAUCUCCAGUCAUUCGGGAAGAGAACAUGAGGGAUGGAGAUGUAACCUCGGGUAUGGUGAAAGACCCACCGGACGUCUUGGACAGGCAAAAAUGCCUUGACGCUCUGGCUGCUCUACGCCACGCUAAGUGGUUCCAGGCUAGAGCUAAUGGUCUGCAAUCCUGUGUGAUUAUCAUACGUAUUCUUCGUGACCUCUGUCAGCGGGUUCCUACUUGGUCUGAUUUUCCAAGCUGGGCUAUGGAGCUGCUUGUGGAAAAAGCAAUUAGCAGCGCAACUGGACCACAGAGUCCUGGAGAUGCACUGAGAAGAGUUUUUGAGUGUAUAUCUUCAGGAAUCAUCCUUAAAGGUGGUCCUGGCCUUCUGGACCCUUGUGAAAAAGAUCCUUUUGAUACACUUGCUGUAAUGACAGAUCAGCAACGAGAGGAUAUUACUUCAAGUGCACAGUUUGCGUUGAGACUCCUUGCGUUCCGGCAGAUACACAAAGUUCUAGGAAUGGAUCCAUUACCACAGAUGAAUCAACGCUUCAACAUCCAUAAUAAUCGUAAAAGGAGAAGGGACAGUGAUGGGGUUGAUGGGUUUGAAGCAGAGGGAAAGAAGGACAAAAAAGAUUAUGAUAACUUUUAAAAAUGUUUGUCAUCAUUGCUAAUAUUGAUGGUAAUGAAAAGUCCAUUUGUUGCCUUGCUUUUACUUCAUUCAUAAUGAUGUCUGUUUAAAACAUCCAAAACCAGCUUCUGAAUUAGACUUGGAAGAGAACAACCUAGCUCUUCUGUGAGAUUCUGAGUAUUUUAAUUGGAUGUACUGUACCGGACAAAUUAUGGAUGGAAAGACUGCAAAUGGAAACUUGUCAUAGGAAAACACAGUUUUCCCUCUUUGUGUUUUCUUUAAAUGUGUUGCUAAGUUUAGUAUCUUUUCUUCUUUUUUUUUUGUCUUUUUUAUUAACAAGUGCAUUGUCUUCCUAUCUUGACUGUAUUUAACGCAGCAUUUGUGCUUCUGUUGCUAUGUGUAUUUUGACUUUUUGUUUAGAAGUAUUUUUGUUUGCCUUUGACACUAGUUUAUGAGUUACUUUGUGUUAGGUAGUAAAACAGUUCCCCUCCCAAUUAAUAUUUUACAGAAGGGGUUUUUUUUCCUUUUUUUGUAAAGUGAGACUGCAGGAUCAUGUUUUUUUCUAAAUGUGAAGGGGUUACAACACAAUUGUCCUGCCAUUUGAGUGCUCAGAAUUAAAUGUUUUUGCCAAUCUUGUGGCAUUUGUCUCCUUAGUGUGAUAUAACGGUGUAAUUAAGACAAAUUUGUGUUAAUCUAAUCGAGUUUGCUGUUAGUUGUGCAUUAGCAGUAUAAAAGCUAAUAUAUACAGUAUGGUCUUGCAACAGUUUUAAAGCCGCUGCAUAAUUGAUCAAAGAUUUGCAUGAUGGGUUUUGUUUUUCUUUUUUUAAUAGAAGGGCUUUAAAAACUAUUAUCUUAGGUUAAAUGCAUAGGUCUUUGUAUGAUUGACUUCGUGACAUAGCAAGGCCAAAAAAUAACUUUCUGAAUUUCUUUUCUCAACAAGCAAAGGUGGGCAUUUUCCAUUUAGACAAAGUUAGUCAUUCUUUUCAGUCAACUUUGUCGGUAUGGUAUUAAUGCCUCUCAGCCCUUAAAAUAAAUGUUUGUCAUAUCAGUGCCUGUGAGGUUAUUCCUUAUAUCUGUUCCUGUAUAAACUUUGUGAUUUUUUUCAAUAAUUCAAAUUUUAAAAGUGAAGUAUUACUUAAAAAGUGAAGGUUAUCAAAGAAAAAAACCCAGAAAAUUAUUUGCUGUGGCCAUAGUGUAUGCUUAUGUCUCUUUCAAAAAUCUAAAUAUAGCAGUGGUGUAAGUAAAGUUACAUCAUACUGUUGAUGUAUGCUCUGGUACACAGGUGUGAUUUGUUGUCACAGCACUACAGUGGAAUACACAAAUAAAAGUUAAAAUUUAUUAAGCGACUAAAUUUCAUUACACACUGGAAACUGAAUUUUCACUUACUCUGUUAAAUGUGUAUUAUGCUUUGUUGCAAACCCAUAAAACACAGAUUAACAUAGACUAACAUUCCGAUAGCUACUUUAUUGAUGGCUGUAGAAGAGUAUCACAUGUGACAAAGAUAAUUUGUUAUUUCUGAUACCAUUUAUUAAGAAAAGCCCAACUUCUGUUCCAUUUCAAGGUCGAAUUUAUCUUUGACCUUUUUAAUAAGCAACUAUUGGAGCAGGGGGCAUGUUUCUGUUCCCAGCAUCUACUGCUAACCAGUGUGGGCCUAUGGAAUAAAAAUACAAUAUUUUAGAAAAACUGAGGGAAUCUAAAGACUUAAAAAAGAAAAACACUUAAUAAUAGUGUUCUGCAAGCAUCAGAGUGCAAUUUUCAAGGGAGUGAUUAUAAGGGGUUAGCAUAUAAAAGUAAAGCUUUCUCAUUGUAGGAAAGCUUUCUAAAUAAUUAGAAAUACAAAAAGCAGAAAUGCUUUGAAGUUACUUAAAAAAUUACACUCAUUUUGUUGUCCAGCCUUCAUGCAUAGCUCCAAGCAUAUGCUUGUUCUAGGGGAUAUCUUGCUGCCAUUGUGUCUAGUUAGCCAUUACUAUUUAUUUUGAAAGCUACAGGUGCUAUUCAUGUGGCUAGUUCAACUCCAUACCAAAGUUUCUUUCCUCAUAAGGCAAACUUGUCUAUUCAGGAAUGUGACCCUAAAAGGAUUAAAAAGGUCAAAGAUGUAUUUUAGAUUUUCUGUAUUUUUGUUCUACUGGCUUUUAGCUCCUAACCAGUUUCUGGAUCUUUUGAAAUAUUGUAUACUUAAAGUGAUUCCACAUUAAAUAUGAAGCUGUGACCAUGA
Onychostruthus taczanowskii (white-rumped snowfinch) is the source of this 6057-nucleotide messenger RNA. It is a transcript of the gene ZFR, whose product is annotated as zinc finger RNA binding protein. The record is from RefSeq and is a predicted model, not a curated record. The transcript is spliced from 20 exons. Gene Ontology annotation, cellular component: precatalytic spliceosome. NCBI's taxonomy places the organism in Eukaryota, Metazoa, Chordata, Aves, Passeriformes, Passeridae. Gene Ontology annotation, molecular function: single-stranded RNA binding; double-stranded RNA binding; zinc ion binding. Bases 645 to 3863 code for a protein of 1072 amino acids.